CGAGGUUGAUCUUGGGGACUCCCAGCCGAGCCAUCGUCGGUGGGGAUCCUCCAGAAGACAACAACCACUUGUCUUUAAGGGAUUAACAAGCAUCUUCAUCUUUAAACUAUACACCGCGCUCUCUACUCUACUCUCUCGAUCUUCACGACAUUUGCAGUACACUUCAGUUCUCCUCGAAAGAUCUUCCCAAGCCAAAACCGUCAACAUGUCUGCUCAAAUCACCAAGGCCGAGGUUGCCCAGCACAAGGAUGACAAGUCCAUGUAUAUUAUCAUUGACGACGGCGUCUACGAGAUUGCCAACUUUGUCAAUGAGCACCCAGGCGGAGCCAAGAUCCUCAAGCGCAUGGCCGGCAAGGACGCGACGAAGCAGUUCUGGAAGUAUCACUCCAAGGGCGUCAUGGAGAAGUGGGGAGCCAAGUUGAAAGUGGGCACGCUGAAGGAGGAGGCCAAGCUUUGAAUAACGGUUGGAUGGAUGAUGGGUGGAAAGGAGGAGGGAGCGAAUGAUGGAUACCAUGACCGACCGCGCGCGCGUGUGUGUGUGCGACGAUAGCGAAACGAAUAAUAGCGAUGCGAAUUCUUUUUUCGGAAUUUGAAUAUGGAAUAUAUAU
Messenger RNA from Podospora bellae-mahoneyi, 608 nucleotides. RefSeq lists its product as uncharacterized. The record is from RefSeq and is a predicted model, not a curated record. Gene Ontology annotation, molecular function: heme binding. Bases 206 to 457 code for a protein of 83 amino acids. The transcript has 2 exons. Lineage: Eukaryota; Fungi; Ascomycota; Sordariomycetes; Sordariales; Podosporaceae. Gene Ontology annotation, cellular component: intracellular membrane-bounded organelle; membrane.